Messenger RNA from Talaromyces stipitatus ATCC 10500, 930 nucleotides. RefSeq names its product SWIB/MDM2 domain protein. Gene Ontology annotation, biological process: nucleolar large rRNA transcription by RNA polymerase I; transcription initiation at RNA polymerase I promoter. Gene Ontology annotation, molecular function: RNA polymerase I cis-regulatory region sequence-specific DNA binding. The record is from RefSeq and is a predicted model, not a curated record. The transcript has 4 exons. Lineage: Eukaryota; Fungi; Ascomycota; Eurotiomycetes; Eurotiales; Trichocomaceae. Gene Ontology annotation, cellular component: nucleus; RNA polymerase I upstream activating factor complex. Bases 1 to 897 code for a protein of 298 amino acids.
AUGUCGCUCUCUUCAGAGCAGCGCGCUUCUUUCACGAAAGUGAUUGAUUCGAUUCUCGCUGCGAGCGACAUAAAUACCAUCUCCUCCAAACGAAUUCGACAGGGCCUUCAAGCCACUGUCGACUAUGACCUCAAUGACUACAAGGCUCCUGUCAAGGAGCUCAUUAUGGAGCGAUUUGACUUAUUCAUGAACAAAAAAGACGAGCCCUCGACACCACCGGAAGACGUUGUCCCAUCAACAGAGACCGCUAAUGGCCAUGGCAAUGGCUCCCCCGCCCAAGAAACUAGCCAUUCCCCUCCAACCGCAUCGUCAUCGCCGCAGAGAAAACGCGAGGCAGAAAGUCUAGCGUCAGACGGAACUGAGCCCAAGAAGCGACGCCCUGAUCAUGAUGUGGAUGCGGAUGCGGAGUUCGCUGCGAAGCUACAGGCAGAGGAAAAUAAACGUGCUCGCCCGACACGAGGUAGUGCUACGCGCAAGGUUGCGCCGUCUAAGAAGAAAUCAAAAGCCAAGACCUCAAAGAAGAUCAGAGCAGAAGAUGACUCGGAUUUAGAAUCUACCUCUGAGACAGGUGCAAAGAAAGAAGUCAAUCGCUCUGGUGGAUUUCAUAAACCUCUCAAUCUAUCUCCAGCCCUUUCGGAGCUUUUAGACGGUGAAGUGGCGGUGAGUUCACAAGUCAGAUAUUAUAUGCUGGAUUCUACUGACACCAAGAAGCUCUCGCGCCCACAAACAGUGAAAAGAGUCUGGGAGUACAUCAAAGCCAACGAUCUUCAAGACCCAUCAGACCGCCGCCAAAUACGAUGCGAUGAUCGCAUGCGGCUUGUUUUCAAACAAGAUCGGGUCCAUAUGUUUACCAUGACCAAGAUAUUGAAUCAGAACCUCUACGAUCCUGGAGAAUAGUCUUGUAUCCUUUAUUCUCAGCUCUAUAUCCCU